This is a messenger RNA of Telopea speciosissima, 2874 nucleotides long. Its product is annotated as replication protein A 70 kDa DNA-binding subunit A. The coding region runs from base 436 to 2304 and encodes 622 amino acids. The record is from RefSeq and is a predicted model, not a curated record. The transcript is spliced from 2 exons. Gene Ontology annotation, cellular component: nucleus; DNA replication factor A complex. Gene Ontology annotation, biological process: nucleotide-excision repair; meiotic cell cycle; double-strand break repair via homologous recombination. NCBI's taxonomy places the organism in Eukaryota, Viridiplantae, Streptophyta, Magnoliopsida, Proteales, Proteaceae. Gene Ontology annotation, molecular function: single-stranded telomeric DNA binding; damaged DNA binding.
ACGCGCCAAUAAAAGAUCUCAGGAGCUCAGAGUUCAAACCCUAAUAAGCUCUUGGUCGCGGUUUCAAGUAUUCGCUUCUCCUGCAACUUCUUCUGUCGAGAAUUUAUUCUGACAGUAUUGUAUGCGAUCUUCUUCUCCGUUGAUUCUCCUUGCAUUCAUUACUUCUUUCAAUUUCAUUUCUAACUUGGUACCCUCAAAAUCUAUCAGAUUUCGUGUUUCAUUCUUCUGAUCUUCUCAACCAAUCUCCAUCAUCUGGAGUUUACAAUUCUCUAGUUCGUUCCUGUCAAGACCAUCUGUGGUUUUCAAUUCUUGAAAUUUUAGCUCCUAAUUUUAGAUUUUACCCUCUGCUAGGGUUUUGAAGUCUCCUUAAAUCCACUUUUGAAUUCGUUUGCUACAGCAGAUCUCUGAACGCCAGGAGUUUUACGUUUGCUAAUAAUGCCUGUACAUCUCACGCCUAACGCAAUCGCGGCUGUCAAUGCUGGCGAUGUGAACUCAAAGCCCCUUGUCCAGGUCUUGGACAUCAAUCUUAUAGGCAAUUCAAAGGAUCGUUAUCGAUUUCUCCUCUCCGACUCUGUUUCCACUCAACAUGCUAUGCUGGCAACUCAGCUGAACGAUCGGGUGAAGAACGGGAGUGUGAAGAAGGGGUCCGUUGUGCAAUUGAUUGAGUAUAUCUGCAGCACUAUCCAAAACCGGAAGAUUAUUGUCGUACUGAAUAUGGAAACUAUAAUCCCGGAUUGUGAGAUUAUUGGGAAACCAAAACUGUUGUCAGAAUCUAUCUCUACAUUUUCGAAAACUGUGCACGAGAAGGAAUCUGAGCACCGUGAAUCCAAAUCCAAUAAUAGUUCUACUCCAAGUUCCAGCAGUAAUAUGCAGAACUUUGGUCCGACUGUUCAGCCUCCUUACAAACCUCCUCCAAACUAUAGAAAUCAUGGGCCAAUUAUGAAGAAUGUGGCUCCAGCACGAACAAUCCCAAUUGCUGCUUUGAAUCCUUAUCAGGGGCGGUGGGCAAUUAAGGCUAGAGUUACUGCAAAAGGAGAUGUUCGCCGUUACAACAAUGCUAGGGGAGAUGGGAAGGUGUUUUCCUUUGACCUCCUUGACUCUGAUGGAGGAGAAAUAAGAGUGACUUGUUUCAAUGCUGUUGCCGACCGCUUCUUCAGUUCUGUUGAGGUUGGUAAAGUCUACUUGAUAUCGAAGGGAAGCUUAAAACCUGCUCAGAAGAAUUUCAAUCAUCUUAAGAAUGAAUGGGAAAUAUUCUUGGAGGCAACCUCGACUGUGGAACUCUGUGUAGAUGAAGAUGACUCCAUACCAAAACAACAGUUCUCUUUCAAAGCUAUUAAUGAAAUUGAGAAUUUGGAAAACAAUUCCAUAAUAGAUGUGAUUGGGAUAGUAGUAUCCAUUAAUCCUGUAGUCCCUAUUCUGAGGAAGAAUGGUUUGGAAACUCAGAGAAGGAAUAUGAACCUAAAGGAUGCAUCUGGCUGUAGCGUUGAACUAACCCUCUGGGGUGAGUUCUGCAACAAAGAAGGUCGGGAGCUGCAAGAAUUGCUCGAUUCUGGUCUUUUUCCUGUCUUAGCUGUUAAGGCUGUUAAGGUGAAUGAUUUCAGUGGGAAAUCAGUUGGGACGAUCUCUGCAACUCAGCUCUUUAUAAAUCCAGACUUCCCUGAGACUCGUAGGUUGCAAGAGUGGUUUGAUAGAGGAGGAAAGAAUGCUGCUUCUCAGUCCAUCUCUAGAGACAUUAUGACAGGUGCUUCAAGAAAUAUGAUCCGUAAAGCAGUAAGUCAGAUAAAAGGUGAAGGUCUUGGAAGAUCAGAUAAACCAGAUUGGAUCACGGUGAAGGCAACUAUAACAUUCCUCAAGACAGAUACUUUCUGCUACACUGCUUGCCCUUUGAUGAUUGGAGACAGACAGUGUAACAAGAAAGUGAUAAGGUCGGGAAACACGAGAUGGCAAUGUGAGAGGUGCAACCAAGAGUUUGAAGAGUGUGAGUACAGAUACCUUCUUCAAGCUCAAGUGCAAGAUCAUACAGGAUUAACUUGGGUGACAGCUUUUCAGGAAUCAGGGGAAGAGAUCUUGGGUUGUUCAGCAAAGGAGUUAUAUUUGUUGAAAUAUGAAGAGCAAGAUGAUGAAAAAUUCGGAGAAAUUAUCCGCAAUAGCCUCUUUAAACAGUAUCUUUUCAGGCUUAAGAUCAAAGAAGAAAUGUAUGGGGAGGAGCAACAAGUGAAGAUCACAGUGGUUAAGGCAGAGAAAUUGAACUACUCUUCGGAGAGUACAUAUCUACUUGAUUUGAUUUCAAAGAUUACAGUAUAAGAAAGGUCAAACUUAUUAGUUUGACAUUAUUUUCAAUUGCCUGUUGGAUUGAAGCAACCAUGAGAUUACAAACUUGGCUUCACUUUAAAGAGCUGGCAAAUAUUGGAUCAACUGAGUGUCCAUGAUGUAGGUGCCAUUAGCUGUAACAACAGAACAAGACCAUUCACCCACUUUGAUUAUUUCGGAGGAGAAGCCAUUGCAUUGGAAUUUUGGCUCUCCUAAUCCUUUCUGAAAUAAACUUGUCUUUUGACACAUGUAGGUGUCAGACACAAACUGUAUCAUGAGGAUCCAAAAAUCAACUCAGUGAGCACCAAAGGUUCAAAACCCAUUCAUUUUAAAUAAAAAUAGAGUUCAAUAGUUACAGAUUACUGACGUGAACAGAACAUGAACAUACAGAGAAUUACUGAAAAACAUAAAAGACAAAAGAAAUAAACAGAACAUCUUUGGAAAUCAUAGUUUGUCCCUCUUCCCGAGCUAUCAAGUUCUCUUGACAGGGUCGAAGUUUGCAACUCCAAUGACAGCCGCAAAGAUGGCACCAAGCACCACUCCUCCGGCCACAAUGCUAAGCAA